Trichoderma virens Gv29-8 is the source of this 693-nucleotide messenger RNA. RefSeq lists its product as uncharacterized. Bases 1 to 693 code for a protein of 230 amino acids. Gene Ontology annotation, cellular component: plasma membrane. Gene Ontology annotation, molecular function: acetate transmembrane transporter activity. The record is from RefSeq and is a predicted model, not a curated record. Lineage: Eukaryota; Fungi; Ascomycota; Sordariomycetes; Hypocreales; Hypocreaceae. The transcript is spliced from 5 exons.
AUGAAUUCAUUUCCAGAGAACGACAUCAAGCCGCCUAAGCCGUCUACCAUUAGACGGAGGGACCUUGCCAAUCCAAGUGCAUUGGGGUUUGGCGGGUUUGCAGCGACAUUGAUGGCUUUGUCCCUGUCUGGCAUGGGCUUCCGCGGGGUGACAAACCAAUCCGUCUUUAUAGCAAACCUCUGUUUUCUCGCUGGAAUUGGGCUCUUGAUCUCAUCGCAGUGGGAAAUGGUCAAAGGCAACACGUUUGGAUACACAGUCCUGGCAGCUUUUGGGCUAUACUACGGCGGUUACGGAGUGUUAAUAUUACCUUCGAUGGGCAUUCUCGAGUCAUAUCAAGGCCGGACGGCCGAAUAUCACAAUGCAUUUGGGAUUUACCAGCUCGUUUGGUGCAUACUGAAUCUGUUCUUUUUUAUUGCUUCCCUACCAACCGGCGGACCUAAUAUUUUUAUAUAUGGUGCAUUGGAGCUCUCAUACAUUUUCAACUGCAUUGCGCACUUUGUUAGGGCAGAAGGUAAUGUUGCAACCAGUACGAGCCUUAUGAAAGUGGCGGGCGCAUUCGGAUUUAUCUCAUCUCUAGCUGGUUUUUAUAUGUUGGGUCAUGAGCUUUGUCAAGAGAUUUUACCCUUUCGCAUUCCGGUGUACAACACCUCUCGCCUUAUAGAUAGUAGGAAAUCGAGCGAUCAGGAUAGCUAA